Messenger RNA from Clonostachys byssicola, 1791 nucleotides. The record is from the annotation of a GenBank genome assembly. NCBI's taxonomy places the organism in Eukaryota, Fungi, Ascomycota, Sordariomycetes, Hypocreales, Bionectriaceae.
AUGACCGAGGCGGCGGCUACCCAACCGCACGUCAACUGGCCCGAAGACCCUGUUUUAAACGAAUAUACCCCGAAAAGCCCUCUGAUGAAGAAGUUAGAACUGCGAGGAUCAUUGCCACCGAGUCCACCACCCCAAAACUCUUUUCCACCACCCUGCUUUGCCACGGACGACGACGACUUCUAUGCCACGCCCAAGGGUCAGAUAUACCCUGGGGAUGCCUUCCUCAUCCAGAAUUUGGACAACAAUCGUAAUGCUUCCAUUGCUCAGAAUGCGGCUGUGGCACCCCUGCCGUCGAUACAUUCAGCAAGUAGUCAAUGCGACAGGGAGCCUCUAUAUCGACGAGAGCCAGCACAACAGACCCCACCUAACGGUUAUUCAAAGCCCAAAGAGCAGCCACCCACAACUCCCCGAAGCCUUGAGCACCUCGCUGCAAACGCGUUAAAAUGUGUAAUAGAACCCCCGGUAAAGCUUGAAUCACCCCUUACCAAGGACAUAUCGAGGUCGACGUUUUAUCUAUCGAUCCACGAUAAAGAGAGCAACCCGGCCAGUUCUGUUCCUAACGGCUUCACGUUUCGGAAAGAGCAUGUCAAGAUUAACAAUCUUUCCUCUCCUCCCGCCAGCUCUACUGCUAAUAGCUUCUCCACGUUUCGGAAUGACAAUAUUUUCUCUCCCCCGGCCAGUUCUACUGCGAACGGCUUCUCGACGUUUCGGAAAGAGCAUGUCAAGAUUGACGAUCUUUCCUCUCCCCCCGCUGAUUCGACCGCCACCAGCUUCUCCACGUUUCGGAAUGACAAUAUUUCCUCCCCCCCAGCCAUUUCUACUGCAAACGGCUUCUCGACGUUUCGGAAAGGACACGUCAAAAUUGACAAUCUUUCCUCUCCCCCAGGCAGUUCUACUGCUAACGGCUUCUCCACGUUUCGGAAUGAACACGUCAAGAUUGACAGUCUUUCCUCUCCCCCGGCCUUAACUCCUGACAGUGCCGGGUUGCCACCGUAUUCUCCAAGGGAUGCUAAUAACAAGCCAACCAUUCCAUCACUCAGAACGACAUUUGGUGACAUUAACUUUUUCUCAGACGAGGAAAGGCGGCAAAAGGAACUCGCUUCGGCCUCAGGCUCGGGCUUCAUGACAUCGCUUCAUCCCUAUCAGAUUCCCGGAUCAGCUAGUCACCACGGCAAGGCUCCAAUUUCCCCCCCUGAUAGCUACCAAGCAUCCCCACAAGCUCUCCUUGCUACGGGUUCAUACUUGGCUCCUACUGUAUCGACGCAUAUUCCGAGACAACUUACUGAGGAGGAGGCUAUUAAGGAACUCAACUUCCGAAAAGCUACCUCAACUAUUUCCAUCCCUGUCCCUCUCUCGCCCUCAUCAAUUCCAACUCACCCACCUCCAACUGAGUCGGUCAUUGCUCCUGCACCUACUUAUGUCUGCACGUUCGCUGGUUGUAAAGCGCCUCCAUUCCAAACGCAAUAUCUUUUAAAUUCUCACGCCAAUGUUCAUUCUUCGGCCCGUCCGCACUACUGCCCGGUUCAAGGAUGUUCUCGAAGCGAGGGGGGGAAAGGUUUCAAGCGAAAGAACGAAAUGAUCAGACAUGGCCUCGUUCACGACUCCCCCGGAUACGUCUGUCCCUUUUGUCCAGACCGUGAUCACAGAUAUCCACGGCCGGAUAAUCUUCAGAGGCACGUCCGUGUACAUCACAGUGACGAGAAUAAGGAUGACCCACGGUUGAGAAAUGUACUUGCCCAACGCGCCGAUGGCCCCAACCGAGGGCGACGAAGACGUGGGAUGCCAUUAUAA